Molecule: messenger RNA, 2919 nt
Organism: Trypanosoma cruzi
Lineage: Eukaryota; Euglenozoa; Kinetoplastea; Trypanosomatida; Trypanosomatidae
Exons: 1
Coding region: 1-2919 (972 amino acids)
Biological process (GO): rRNA processing
Cellular component (GO): Pwp2p-containing subcomplex of 90S preribosome; small-subunit processome
Molecular function (GO): protein binding
Source: RefSeq, a predicted model, not a curated record
AUGGAGGGCUUCUCCCCCUUUCGUGUUGUGGGGGCUGUUUGCGGUGAGGUUCCUGUCAGCAGCACGGUGUUGUAUGGGGCACCGGUCUUGAUGGUCGCUACAGGUCGCACCUUCCAGUUGUUCCGUGGGAAGGAGUUGUCCAUGUUGCGUGGCGGGCCUCAUUUUCAUAGCCGCGUGCGGGCAGUGGCGCAAACCGGCAAGUACCGCUUUGUCGCCGAAGGUCCCCAUGUGCAUGGCUUUACACACCACAAGCCAAUUUGGACAUGUGCGCAUCACGACAUCACACAGAGCAAAGUGAAUCACCUUCUUGCCGCGGAUGAUAUCCUGUUUUGUAUUGGGCAAGACAAGCGGGUAGCUGUGCGGGCGGUGAAGUCGGGGAAACUUCUUGGAGAAUUUCUUAUUGAGCGCAGUGAGGAGGUGCGUGCGGCCAUUUUACCCACCGGGUACACGAACAAGUUACUUGUUGCCACCGCGGAGGGGUCGUUGCAUUUGUAUAACUUUAAGACCGGUGUCUGCUUGUGGUACGCGCAACGGGAAUCGGAUGCCCAGAUUUUGUCGCUUGCAGCCGGCAGGUAUAAAGACAUCAUCGCCUACGGCACGAGCUGCGGCCGGGUUGUGGUACUGAACCUUCUCACAAAUGAGGAGAUCAUGAUGUUUGAACAUAAGUACCAGGGGGCUGUUUCUGCUUUGGCGUUUCGUGUGGAGAAAAGCAUUUUGGUCUCUGGAACGACCGCAGGUGAAGUGGUCUUGUGGGAUCUUGAGAACCGCUGCCUUGAGGGUGUUCUUACACGCAGUAAGCAGGUACGUUCUGAAGCUGAGGUGUUUGAAACUCCACACACGGAUGCUAUACAUUCUAUUGUGUUUCUGCCAACAGAUGAUGCUACCAUGGUGACGGCGGGGGCUGAUAAUGCGCUGAUGCAAUUUAGGUUUGAUACCGUUGAUGGCCUCGGGAUGCUUGUGCGAGAGCGUCGUGGUCACAUGGGUAGUUGCACCAAUGCUCUCUUUUAUAAUACAGAUCUGCUUCUCACAGCUGGGACGGAUCGGGCGCUUCGUGUAACGCAUGUCUUUUCGGAUCGUGCUUCCUGGGAACUAUCACAGGGUAAACUGGGCCGGCGUGGUCGUGAAAAACAAAUGGGUCGAGAAGCGUUGAAGGCGACACCUGUUAUUGCCAUGGCCAGUUGUACCGCGAGGAACUAUCAGUGGUCAAGUGUCGUCUCGCUACAUGAAGCCUCCGCGAAAAUGUGUUGUUGGCGAAUGGACACACGUUCUUUGGAGUGUAAACUGAGUGGUAUUACAACUUCCAUGCAUACUGCACGCACUGUCGCGUUGAGUGAUUGUGGGAAUUUUGCCGUUGUUGGGUACUCCAGUGGUAAUGUGGCAAUUAUCAGCAUCCAGAACCGAAGUGUGAAGCAACUGUUUGACGUUGCACUUCAGCCAAAUGAUUUGGCUCAUACCAGCUCUGUAGAGUGCGUUGAAAUCGCUUGUGGCAAUAGUGUCAUUGUUACCGCGGGCUUGGAUUCACGUAUAAAGUUAUGGGAUCUUCUCACAGGUCAUUUGAGAUGUGCUUUACAAGUGGACUGUCCAAUGAGUAAGUCUUGUUUACACCAGCCCUCAUCGCUCUUUAUUGUGGCACAGCACUUUAAAAUUCGUGUUUAUCACUGUAACCCCGAUGUGGGCUUUGAUGAGGAUUUCCUCGCAACACCCGUGCGAGAGUUUGACGGGCACAAUGGUCCUAUCACGGCCCUGGCCUUGGCGCCGGACUCCUACCGUUAUGUUGUGUCUGCCUCUGGCGACGCCGUGCUCCUCGUAUGGGAUCUUGCAGCGGCAGCUUGCGUCGGCCAGUACCGGCUUGCGUCCCCUGCCACCUCGCUUAGCUUUCAUCCGGAUGCACUUUUUAUGGUUUCCACACACGCAGGCGAACGUGGCGCAUUCUUGUGGUCGAACAACCUGCGUUACGGGUUUGUGCCUGAGGUUGUGACGGACCCGAAAGGGCGGCGGAUAGAGCAACUGCCGCUCCUGCACUUUCCAACCGCGCAUGGCGGUGAGGAGUUGCAGGAAGACGAGCAGGAACACCGCCAGGACGAGGAAGAAGAAGAAGUGGGCGAGGGGAUGAAUUUUAACGGUCUUCAGCCGCCGGGUAAAUUGACAACGACAAUGAGUGGUCGGAAGGAAGAAGAAGAAGAAGAAGCGGAGCUUUUUGAUGCGUCGAAAGACAGUGCACUUAUGCGGCGUCAGCGGGAGCAAGAGCAAUGGGGGCAACUUGAUGGGAUUGUUUCCGGAGGUCUACGACUCGCCGGUGUGCCCCGUUCCCUGUGGUUUAACCUCACCCUUCUGGAUCAGAUCAAGGAAAAGAACAUGCCACUCUUGCCACCCAAGAAGCGUGAUGUUCCCUUCUUUCUCCCCACAACACAAGAGCUGCGUCCUACGUUCCUUGUGGUGGCAUCCUCAGGUAAAGCUGGGGAGGCGGCAGCUUCUCAGACACAUUUUGUGGGUGCGUCUCUUUUAGAACGGACUCCGGUGCAGCGCAUGUUGAUGCAAGGGGAACAUGAGAAAUUGAUGCUGCACUUGCUCGCAUUGAAGACGCCACAGGCCAUAGACUUGGAGAUUAAGCGUGCCGUGGAGUACACCGACGGCGUAUCUUACUCGAAAGAAGAAAUUGAUUGCAUCAAGAGUUGUGUUUGUGGGCUUUUUUCUUUUUUGGCGGUGUGGCUACGGCGACGUGAAAAUGUGGAUCUUGUGCAAGGGAUUUUGGCUGAUGUCAUCCGUUCACAUGGCACACUAUUGACCAAGUGUGGGGGAGAGAUGGUGGCGGUGCUUGAGGAAGUGGCACAACUGCAGAACGCGGUACGGCACAGCAUGGAUCACCUAGUGGGUUACCCGAGCUGUCUUGUUGGUACCUUUUCGGGUUCACUCUUUUAG